UCAACCUUUUUUUUCAAAUAUUUUAUGUGUGGGUCACAUUGUAAAAGGUAAUUCUUAUUUGUCAGUCACUGUGAAGAACGUUAUCAAGUUACAGAGAAGCAGAGUACCGGCGGUAGAUAUUUAGUGUGACAACUCGCAAAGUGUGCGCUCCCACGCCUACAAAGGAACACACGGGCUGCGCAUUGAUUUGCCCAAGGUAUGCUGCCACGAUUAAGAGAGCGGAUUGGUCAAGCCAUGAAGGUCCCGCCUAUGGCACCUUGUUGACCAAUGGCUGCGCGGCCAAAAUGGGGCGGGAGUAGGGGCGGGGCGAGCCUCUCGCGGGCACAUUAAGUAGCGGCUGCGUGGAUGCUCUGGUCCGUCAGCCGCUAGAUUAGCCCUACGACGGCCGAACUGGGUGGUGGAGAGUCCGACGGAAACGUCGUGGGACGUACCGGAUUUUUUUUUCAGAACUAUGUCUAGACAAGAAACAGGCGCCAACGCCUCCUCCAGAGUCGUUGCUUCCCGCCGAAGCUCGGCGGUGUCCCGGGCUCCGGAGCGGAGACCGGCGCAAGAGCCGAAUCGAAGAGGUCGUGGGGGCCGUAGGGGCGGCAGGGGUGGUAGAGGUGGCGGCUGGAGGGACACCGCCGGCCCCCCAGAAUCCCCGGCCGCUGGCCCCGAGGAACCGCCGCUCUGCUUUAGAUUGAAGAGCGACUUGGUUGGCGUGGUGAUCGGUCGUGGCGGGUCAAAAAUAAGAGAUAUCCAAAGUACGACAAACACCAAAAUACAGAUAAUAAAAGGGUAUCCUGAAGCAGAAGUCAAAAUUUUUGGAAGUACGGUGAUGCAGACGAAAGCAAAAGUAGUGAUAGAUACUCUUGUUAAAAAGCAAGAAGAAAACUACAAUGCAGAAUCCAGAGUUGCUAUUGUUGCAUUUCAACCUUCUGCUGGAAGAAAUGUAAGCAUAGACAACAAUGUUGACACAGAAGAUGAGAUAGACUGGGACCAAAUUCGAGAAGAUGCUUUGAAAUGGAAAAAACAAAAGUGGGCAGACUUGCCUCCAAUUAAGAAAAACUUUUACGUAGAGUCAGCAGAAACAAGCUCUAUGUCACAAGUGCAAAUAGACAAUUGGAGGAAGGAAAAUUAUAAUAUAAUGUGUGAUGAUUUGAAAGAUGGUGAAAAACGUCGUAUCCCUAAUCCUACCUGUAAAUUUGAGGAUGCUUUUCAGUGUUAUCCUGAAGUUAUGGAAAAUAUAAAAAGGGCAGGUUUUCAAAAGCCAACACCAAUUCAGUCACAGGCAUGGCCAAUAGUUCUUCAAGGAAUAGAUCUUAUAGGAGUAGCCCAAACUGGAACCGGGAAGACAUUGUCCUAUUUAAUGCCUGGAUUUAUUCAUCUUGACUCUCAACCAGUAGCUAGAGAUAAAAGGCUUGGACCUGGCAUGCUAGUCCUUACGCCUACUAGAGAAUUAGCUCUUCAAGUGGAAGCUGAAUGUUCUAAGUAUUCAUAUAAAGGUCUUAAAAGUGUUUGUAUAUAUGGUGGUGGAGAUAGAGAUGGACAAAUACAAGAUGUUACAAAAGGUGUAGAUAUCAUUAUUGCAACUCCGGGAAGAUUGAAUGAUCUGCAAAUGAAUAACUUUGUCAACCUGAAAGGCAUAACCUACUUGGUUUUAGAUGAAGCAGACAAGAUGCUGGACAUGGGAUUUGAACCCCAGAUAAUGAAGAUUUUAUUAGAUGUGCGUCCAGACAGGCAAACUAUUAUGACAAGUGCAACUUGGCCACAUGCUGUCCGUCGACUUGCAGAGUCUUAUUUGAGAGACCCUAUGAUUGUAUAUGUUGGCACUUUGGAUCUAGUUGCUGUAAAUACUGUGAAGCAAAAUAUAAUUGUUACCACAGAAGAAGAAAAACGAAGUCAUAUUCAGAUUUUCCUAGAGAGUAUGUCUCCCAAAGACAAAGUCAUUGUGUUUGUCAGCAGAAAAGCUGUCGCUGAUCACUUAUCAAGUGACCUGAUUCUCCGACGCAUAUCAGUUGAGUCUCUUCAUGGCAACAGAGAACAGAGCGAUCGGGAGAAAGCAUUAGAGAACUUUAAAACAGGUAAAGUGAGAAUAUUGAUUGCUACUGACUUAGCAUCCCGAGGUCUUGAUGUCCACGAUGUCACACAUGUCUAUAAUUAUGAUUUCCCCCGGAACAUUGAAGAAUAUGUCCACAGAGUAGGGCGCACUGGAAGAGCAGGGAGAACUGGUGUGUCAAUUACUCUUAUCACCAGAAAUGACUGGAGGAUUGCCACUGAAUUGAUUAAUAUUUUGGAAAGAGCAAAUCAGAGUGUCCCAGAGGAUCUUGUGUCAAUGGCUGAGAGAUAUAAGGCCAAUAAACAGAAAAAGGAAAUGGAAAAAAAAUUGGGAAGACCUCAAGGGAAACCCAAGAAGUUUUAUUAUUAAUGUGUAUAAUGAAAAGUGGUACCAGGCCACUGGAGGUAAAAACUAACUAACUCAUGGACUUGCAGAUGCUUGCUUUCUCUUAAACUAGGCUUUAUUGGUAUGCUUAAUUCAAUCAGCAUUAUCUCUAGGAAUCUUUUUUUCAAUAAGUGUUACUCUUACAGUAUUUUAUUUAGGUUUAGAAGUUGUACUAAUUUAGAGUUGAGAGAAUAAAUUUAAAUUAUACAAAAAGAUCUGUAAUAAGAGUUGGUAGAGCUAUAACUUGGUAUAACUUCUUUGGAGAACAAUUUGGUAAUGUAUCAAUUGCAGUACACAUACCCUUUGAUCCAGGAAUUCCUCUCCUAGGAAUGUAUUCUAGAAAUAUAUUUGCACAUACAAGUAAAGAUUUAUGUAGCAGCAAAAGACAACAACCUAAAUGUCCAGUAGGGGAC
This is a messenger RNA of Loxodonta africana (African savanna elephant), 2835 nucleotides long. It is a transcript of the gene DDX43, whose product is annotated as DEAD-box helicase 43. The record is from RefSeq and is a predicted model, not a curated record. NCBI's taxonomy places the organism in Eukaryota, Metazoa, Chordata, Mammalia, Proboscidea, Elephantidae. The transcript has 16 exons. Bases 452 to 2407 code for a protein of 651 amino acids. Gene Ontology annotation, molecular function: ATP binding; RNA helicase activity; RNA binding.